AUGGAAAGACAACUUACAAAUUUUCAGCCUUUUGAUAUGUUUCCAUUCUCCGACCGCGGCCCGGGAAAUUGGUUCAGACAAAUGAAUGAACAAAUGCGAAGAGCCCACAAUCAGAUGAUGGAAUUUAUGCGAGACUCUGGUAUGAAUAGGGGUUUUGACGACUUCUGGCAUUUUCCAAGCAUUUCGGACUGUUUUACCAAGGACGAGAAUGGACGGACCAUCUUUCGAACCAAGUUUAACCUCCAGGAUUUUGAUCCGGAAGACAUAGAAGUCAGAGUUGAGAAUCAGACGCUUUCUGUCCACGCCAAACAUGUUAGGAGAACUUCUAAUUCGUCCAGGGGACAGUACUUCUGUAGAGCUAUGCUUUUGCCAGAUGGAGUCUGUACAGAAGAAUUGAAAUCACGACUUGAUAAGAAUGGAGUUUUAACGGUUGAAGCUCCAGCGCCAAAUGUAAACCUUGAACAAUUGGGACCCAGUCGCUUUCAGCGUAUCCCAAUAGAAGAUGCCGGACGCAGACAUCGAGUUGGCAAAGUAAGAUCUAAAUUCCGUAAAGAUGCAAUCAAAGAUACCGUUCGAGAAAACCCAGACGGAAGUCGUGAUCUGAAUAUUUCCUUGCCGGUUGAAGAUAUCUACGACCAAAAUGACAUUAGAAUUCGAUGUGAUGGUAGAAAACUAUAUGUGGAAGGCAAUAAGGGAGAUGACCACUUUACUCGUACUUUCUACAUUCCUCAAGAUACCGACCCCAACAAAAUCAACGCUAGACUAAACAAUGGAGUUCUUACAAUAACUGGACCUAUUCCAUAA
Molecule: messenger RNA, 804 nt
Organism: Rodentolepis nana
Lineage: Eukaryota; Metazoa; Platyhelminthes; Cestoda; Cyclophyllidea; Hymenolepididae
Source: the annotation of a GenBank genome assembly